AUGUCCGCCAAAGAUUACUACAACAGCGGGGCUCCCCAACAGCAGUAUUACCCACCUCCUGGUGGUGACCAAGGAGGGUAUUACCCGCAGCAGCCCCAGCAGGCUUAUCAGCAAGGAUAUGGUGGUGGAGGCUACGGUGGCCCCCCUCCCCAAGGAUAUGGAGGCCCAGGUUAUCAGGCCCAACCCCCUCCUCAGACGGUCAUUAUUCAGCAACAACCUGAGAAAGGCGGCGGUGCCUCCACUGGUUGUAUGGCAUGCCUAGCUGGUUGCUUGUGCUGCUGUUGCGCUGAGGAAAUCUGUGAUUGCAUCUUCUGA
Pleurotus ostreatus (oyster mushroom) is the source of this 315-nucleotide messenger RNA. RefSeq lists its product as uncharacterized. The transcript has 4 exons. NCBI's taxonomy places the organism in Eukaryota, Fungi, Basidiomycota, Agaricomycetes, Agaricales, Pleurotaceae. Bases 1 to 315 code for a protein of 104 amino acids. The record is from RefSeq and is a predicted model, not a curated record.